AUGCUGGGCCAGGGCUUCAGCCCGGACGCGGUUGACUACGGCAACCGCACUGGACUCAUGCUGGCCGCGGCAAACGGGCAAAAGGUGGGCACAGCCACAGCCACAGACACAGGCACAGCCACAGACACCAAGACCGCUGGGCUCGUGGCCAUCACGUUGUGA
Messenger RNA from Monoraphidium neglectum, 162 nucleotides. RefSeq lists its product as hypothetical. The record is from RefSeq and is a predicted model, not a curated record. Lineage: Eukaryota; Viridiplantae; Chlorophyta; Chlorophyceae; Sphaeropleales; Selenastraceae. The transcript has 2 exons. The coding region runs from base 1 to 162 and encodes 53 amino acids.